Suillus paluster is the source of this 1466-nucleotide messenger RNA. Its product is annotated as magnesium transporter NIPA-domain-containing protein. The record is from RefSeq and is a predicted model, not a curated record. Gene Ontology annotation, molecular function: magnesium ion transmembrane transporter activity. Gene Ontology annotation, cellular component: membrane. Gene Ontology annotation, biological process: magnesium ion transport. The coding region runs from base 106 to 1395 and encodes 429 amino acids. Lineage: Eukaryota; Fungi; Basidiomycota; Agaricomycetes; Boletales; Suillaceae. The transcript is spliced from 7 exons.
GUCGUGGUGGGGCUGAACCUGAAAUUCUUCAACAUUGACCUUUUUUCGUGAAGCCAGGCAGGACCGUGUCUCCUCUCUUUCAAUUUCAGGUUCUUCUGACACAUUAUGGUUGAAGACAAGUACAUCGGGUUGGCUCUGGCAGUCUCUAGUUCAUUAGCCAUCGGAACGAGUUUCAUCAUCACAAAGAAGGGACUUACUGAUGCAGCGGCACGAAAAUCCUCGUAUGCAUCCGCCUCCGAUGAUUAUGCUUACCUCCGGAAUCCAAUAUGGUGGGCCGGGAUUUCAACUCUGGUGCUUGGAGAAAUCGCAAACUUCGCUGCUUACACUUUUGCUCCCCCGAUAUUAGUGACACCAUUAGGCGCACUUAGCGUGUUAAUCGGUGCCAUACUGGCAUCAUUCCUACUCGACGAGGAGCUUGGGCACUUGGGACGGACGGGAUGUGCCCUGUGCCUUAUUGGUUCUUUGAUCAUUGUUCUCCACGCACCACCAGACAAAGAGGUUCAGACCGUGGAUGAGAUUUUGCAAUACGCUAUACAACCCGGAUUCAUGCUGUAUUGUUUCACGGUCUUCGUCUUCUCGCUCGUGAUGAUAUUCGGCGUUGCCCCGCGCUACGGGCGAUCCAACCCUCUCGUUUACAUAUCUAUAUGCUCCUUAGUUGGUUCCGUGUCUAUCAUGGCCAUCAAGGGUUUUGGUGUAGCCGUUAAGCUCACAUUUGGUGGGAAUAACCAGUUCACCCAUCCGAGCACAUAUGCAUUUGGCAUCGUCGUUGUUGGGUGCAUCAUCGUGCAGAUGAACUUCUUCAAUAAAGCAUUGGACACAUUCUCAACCAAUGUUGUAAACCCCAUGUACUACGUUGGAUUUUCCACGGCGACGAUAGUGGCGUCGCUUAUACUGUUCCAAGGAUUUAAUACGACAGAUGGCACGAACACCGUUACACUCCUCGCCGGCUUCAUUGUUACCUUCCUCGGCGUUCACCUCUUGAAUCUCUCACGGAAACCUGAGCCCCCGAGCAUGCCAAACGGUCACUCCACGCUAGAAAGCGGUCUCAUGAAUCCCCGCAUCAGCCUGCAGGGUCGCAUGUCUCUUGAUGGGUGGGGUGGUGUAUCUGAUGUACGACCAGAUGGGGCCCUGCAGUCCUCUGGCCACGGACGUCGUUCUUCGCUCUAUCGCUCACAGAGCACCACGUUGUUCAAUGCCUUUGAGGGGGAGGAGACAGCUGAUAACAUGCCGCUAUCUCAGUUGCGGGAGAGUGAAGAAGAGUCCGAGUAUGAUAGUGAUGUAGAUGAACGGACUCGAUUGCAUUCAGAGCACCGGAUACGACCGAGUGUCUCUCGAAGUCAUAGCAAUUCCCCGGUACUGCAGGGCAGCGCACGAAAUUCUCCUCGACCAUCAUGAAACUAACUUAGUUAUACCCUCUAAACGGACUAUCAUACUUAAUAGAUGACAAUUUCUUGUGGACCUGAAAA